AUGGCGACUGCGAGUGCCCAGCCCACGGACCCCGUCGUCCAGGAGAAGGCAUCUGCCGUUGGUCCCUACAAGACUCCCGCUCUGUCACCUCUGCCCAGUGUGGUUGUCCCCGAGCGGCCGGCCUUGACAGCUGAGCAGCAAACCAAAUAUGACUGGCUGCUCGAAAAGGCAAAGUCCUGGACAGAUGUCCCCGCGGAAGCAGACAAGGCCGGCCCUCUCACCGACAGCGAGAAGAUGUGGCUUAGCCGCGAGUGCCUGCUGCGAUACCUCCGCGCCACCAAGUGGGACGAGAAUGUGUCUGAGAAGCGUCUGCUCGACACGUUGAAGUGGCGUAGAGAGUACGGCAUCGAGGAGCUGACAUUUGAGCACAUCUCGCCAGAGAACGAAACUGGCAAGCAAAUCUCAUUCGGUUUCGACAAGCAGGGCCGGCCCUGCCACUACCUCAACCCUGGUCGCCAGAACACGGAGCAGUCCCCUAGACAGAACCAGCACCUCUUCUUCAUGAUCGAGCGCCUGGUCGACAACAUGCCCGUUGGGCAGGAGACCUUGGCUCUGCUGAUUAAUUUCAAGCAGAGCAAGAGCCGGUCCUCCACGUCGCCGCCGCUGUCCCAGGGUCGCGAGGUGCUCCACGUCCUGCAGACACAUUACCCGGAGAGACUGGGCAAAGCAUUGAUCAUCAAUGUCCCUUGGGUUGUCUGGGGCUUCUUCAAGCUCAUCACGCCCUUCAUCGACCCCCUGACCCGGGAGAAGCUCAAGUUCAACGAGGACAUGACGCAGUACGUGCCCAAAGAGCAGCUGUGGACGGAGUUCCCUGGUGGCGAGGCCGAGAUCGACUAUGACCACUCGGUCUACUGGCCUGCGCUGGAGAAACUGUCCCGGGAGAGGCGCGCUGAGCAGAUGAAGAGAUGGGAGGCCCGCGGCAAGCAGAUUGGCGAGUCCGAGGACUACCUUCGUGGCAAGGACGCUUGA
This is a messenger RNA of Microdochium trichocladiopsis, 969 nucleotides long. RefSeq names its product cral trio domain-containing protein. The transcript has 2 exons. Gene Ontology annotation, molecular function: phosphatidylinositol transfer activity. Bases 1 to 969 code for a protein of 322 amino acids. The record is from RefSeq and is a predicted model, not a curated record. Lineage: Eukaryota; Fungi; Ascomycota; Sordariomycetes; Xylariales; Microdochiaceae.